AUGGUAUCACUUGACCGAGUAUCUGAUUUAGCCUCAAUAACCACCGAAGACGAAAUGGAAAAUGAUGAAGAAUUGUUACAACCAUUAGAUCGAAGCAUUGAAGAAUUUGCCUAUUGGGAACAGCAAAUUGAUGCUGUAGUAUCAUUAUUACGCAGGAAAGGUAUUAUGAAUGUUCAUAUUCUACGAAAAGGUAUAGAAUCAAUUGAUAAAUCAGUGUACAAUAAAUUAAGCUAUUAUGAGCGAUGGGCCAUUUCUAUCACUAAAUAUUGUUUAGAAUCUGGUAUAUUAACUCAAGAAGAUUUGAAUAAGAAAUAUGGUCCACCUUUACAUUCAACAGAUGAACAAUUAUUUCACGUUGGUGAUAAAGUACGCGUUCAUCAUGAAAAUUAUGCUACUCGUUGGAUAAAACCUCAUUUACGUACUCCUGGUUAUUUGUAUGGCAAAGUUGGUAUUAUUGAAAGAUGUUGUGGAUCAUAUCCUAAUCCGGAAUAUUUCGCGUAUGAUAAUACUGAAAGUACUACUAUUCAUCGCCAACCUCUUUAUCGAGUAAGAUUUAAUCAGAAAUAUAUUUGGGAUCAUUAUGAAGGUGGUGCUGAUGAUACUAUUGAUGUAGAAAUUUAUCAACAUUGGCUAAUGCCUGCAUUACAACCUUAUUCAUCAAGAGAAAAAGGCAAAGAUGAAGAUUAUCAGAAAUACGAUUUUGAUCAUCAGCAUAAAGAUCAUAAUCACGAUCAUAUUCACGAGGCUAGAGCCAUUAUCGAACAAACAGCGAUAGAUCGUGAAGGAAUACCAUUGCCUGCUCAACAUUUAGCAGAAUCAUUGAUCAGCGCAUUAAUUGAUAAAAACAUUAUCAAUUAUGAAGAAUUACGCCAACAGAUUGAAACUAAUCAAACAGGUGGAGUAGAACUAAGAGGAGCAAAUAUUGUUGUUGAAGCUUGGUUAAAUCCUGAAUUUAAAGAACGUUUAUUAAAAGAUGGUACACGUACAAUUGUGGAAUUUUUGAAACUUGACACAGUAAGUAAUGAUUUGGUAGUUGUAGAAAAUACUGAUAAAAUUCACAAUUUAAUUGUGUGUACUCUUUGUUCUUGUUAUCCUCGACAAUUACUUGGUAUUCCACCAGGAUGGUAUAAGUCAAGAUCGUAUCGUGUUCGUGCACCUAGAAAUCCUCGUUCUAUUUUAAAAGAAUUUGGAACUAUACUUCCUAAUCAUAUGAAAAUUCAAGUUCAUGAUAGCACCGCUGAUUUACGUUACUUAGUUAUUCCACGUCGUCCUGCCAAUACUCAAGAUUGGUCUCGAGAACAAUUACUUUCAAUAGUUACUCGUGAUAGUAUGAUUGGUGUUUGUGAUAUUACUCUUUAA
Messenger RNA from Rotaria sp. Silwood2, 1359 nucleotides. The record is from the annotation of a GenBank genome assembly. Lineage: Eukaryota; Metazoa; Rotifera; Eurotatoria; Philodinida; Philodinidae.